Messenger RNA from Cloeon dipterum, 3022 nucleotides. It is a transcript of the gene Moe, whose product is annotated as Moesin. Gene Ontology annotation, biological process: positive regulation of early endosome to late endosome transport; regulation of organelle assembly; regulation of cell shape. The record is from RefSeq and is a predicted model, not a curated record. Gene Ontology annotation, cellular component: microvillus; adherens junction; filopodium. Gene Ontology annotation, molecular function: cell adhesion molecule binding; actin binding. The transcript is spliced from 10 exons. NCBI's taxonomy places the organism in Eukaryota, Metazoa, Arthropoda, Insecta, Ephemeroptera, Baetidae. Bases 153 to 1871 code for a protein of 572 amino acids.
UGGCGAGAAGCGAGUGCGGCUAGUCGGAGUGUCGGAGUCGGACGCCUGUUGAGUGUUGUGCCGUUCGAGUUGCAGUUACCUCCACUGGUUUCAGUCCAAUUGCGAUCGGCCUUUUUUCGAUUUCGACCGAUCGUUCGUUGCAUCUCGCCAACAUGGUGGCCGGAGGAAAAAUGAUGAAUGUGCGGGUCACGACGAUGGACGCGGAACUCGAGUUCGCGAUCCAGCAGACGACGACCGGCAAACAGCUGUUCGACCAGGUGGUCAAGACGAUCGGCCUGCGCGAGGUCUGGUUCUUUGGUCUGCAGUACACGGACAGCAAGGGCGACCUCACCUGGAUCAAGCUGUACAAGAAGGUCAUGGGCCAAGACGUGAAGAAAGAGAAUCCGCUGCAGUUCAAAUUCCGUGCCAAAUUCUACCCGGAAGACGUGCAAGAGGAAAUCAUCCAGGACAUUACUCUGAGAUUAUUCUACCUGCAAGUGAAAAACGCCAUCCUGUCUGACGAAAUUUACUGCCCUCCUGAAACGUCGGUUCUUCUGGCCUCGUACGCCGUCCAAGCGAGACACGGAGACUUUGACAAGUCCAAGCACAGUGCCGGAUUCCUCGCCAAUGACCGGCUCCUUCCCCAGAGAGUCAUGGACCAGCAUAAAAUGUCACGAGAGGAAUGGGACCAGAGCGUCACGACCUGGUGGAACGAACACAAGGGCAUGCUCAGAGAGGACGCGAUGAUGGAGUACCUGAAGAUCGCGCAGGACCUUGAGAUGUACGGCGUCAACUACUUCGAGAUCCGCAACAAAAAGAACACGGAGCUGUGGUUGGGAGUGGACGCUUUGGGGCUGAACAUCUACGAGAAGGACGACAAGCUGACGCCCAAGAUCGGCUUCCCGUGGUCUGAGAUCCGCAACAUUUCCUUCUCGGACCGCAAGUUCAUCAUCAAGCCGAUCGACAAGAAGGCGCCCGACUUUGUCUUCUUCGCGUCGCGCGUGCGCAUCAACAAGCGCAUCCUGGCCCUGUGCAUGGGCAACCACGAGCUGUAUAUGCGCCGCCGCAAGCCGGACACCAUCGACGUCCAGCAGAUGAAGGCCCAGUCGCGCGAGGAGCGCAUGGCCAAGCAGCAGCAGCGCGAGAAGCUCCAGAUGGAAAUCGCUGCCCGCGAGAGAGCUGAGCGCAAGCAGCAGGAAUACGAGGACAAGCUGCGCACCAUGCAGGAGGAGAUGGAAAAGCGGCAGAGCGAGCUGACCGAGGCCCAGGAGAUGAUCCGCAGACUCGAGGAGCAGCUGCGUCAGCUCCAGGAGGCCAAGGACCAGCUCGAGAAGCGCCAGAACGAGCUCCAGGCCAUGAUGAUCCGGCUGGAGGAGAGCAAGGAGAUGGAGGCGGCGGAGCGCGCCAAGCUCGAGGAGGAGAUUAUGAUGAAGCAGGAGGAGGUGUCGCGAAUCCAGACCGAGGUGGAGGUCAAGGACGAGGAGACCAGAAGACUCCAGCAGGAGGUCGAGGACGCGCGACAGCGGCAGGAGGAGGCUAAGCUGGCCCUGCUGGCCGUGACCACGACGCCGCAGCACCACCACGUGGCCGAGAACGACGAUGAGAACGACGAGAUCCCGAACGGAGACGUCAGCCGCGACCUCGGCACUCACGAAGGCAUCAUUGACCCCGUCGAGGACAGACGCACCCUCGCCGAGAGGAACGAACGCCUCCACUCACAACUCAAGGCGUUGAAGCAAGACUUGGCGCAGACGCGAGACGAGACGAAGGAGACUCACAUGGACAAGAUCCACCGGGAGAACGUGAGGCAGGGCCGCGACAAGUACAAGACGCUGCGCGAGAUCCGCAAGGGCAACACCAAGCGCCGCGUCGACCAGUUCGAGAACAUGUAAACACACACACACCCACGCUUGGUGCUCUGAGACACACACACACACACACAGCAGAAGAUUUGCAACAACACACACACACACACACAUUUAUCUUUCCUACAGAGAUGCCUUAUUGGAUUUUGAUCAUGUAUGACGCAAAUGAUGAUUGAUUGAGAUGAAAUAACCACACGCACACUCGAGACUGGAAUUUUUUUAGGAUCGAAGUGUUCGAAGCCGCCGACUGAUGGCGACACCGUAUAAUUUUGAUUUAUUUAAGGCCAUCCGAAUUUAGUUCAUUUAUUUGUUUUCAUACAACGCGUAUGAUAAACUUGUCCAAAAAACGUCUUUAAGACGUCCAAACUAUUGUCUAAAUCGAAAUUAUACGGAGGAUUCAAACACUGCAGGCGAAUUUGGAUAAAGAGAAAAUUGGGUGUGCGUGUGCGCCUGUGUGCGUGCGCUCAGCUUAACUCGGGUCAGGCUUCCCCCUUCUUCGCUAUUUAUGCUAGAUAAUAAGUUUGCAAAUUGUUAGCGGUCUUUUGUAUUAUACUCGCUAUUUCUUUCCCGUUCUACUCUACUGCCGAAGCUCCGGACUUGAAUUUGCUCUGUCCAGAAAAUAAUAAUGCAUUUAUUUCUCAGCCGAGAGUAAAUAUCGUCUUCGCGCUUCGGCCUAAUCGAAAAAUUGAUCGUGCGACAUUCCGUGCGCCAGAGCAGUAUUUUUGCGUUUGCUUGUUCUCAAAAAAGGGAGGCUUCUUCAUAAUCUUUAUUUUACAAGUGUAAGCAACGACUUUGAUGAUGUUACUCACUGUUAUGCACCUGGGGAAGGCGAAAUUUAAAGAAAACUGCUUCCGAAAUAAAAACACAAACUAACUGAUGGUUCCUUCCUCUCGACGACGACAAAGAAUGAAAAAUAAUUGUUACACUUUUGUACGUUUGUGCUAGCAAUAAUAUUAUACAGAAAGUAAAUUUGGUAUUUUCGAGCGUUGACCGCAAACGUGUGAAUCGCGCCACUUGUGCCAAGAUUCGUUCCGUCUCCUUCCCUUUUUGAAUAUCACGCCCAACAUUUUGUAAUUGACCUAAAAUCAGUUCAGCUUUACCAAGAUUUGAUGAAUCAUAGUUAUUGUCGGUUACUGUGCAUAUUUUUACAUGAGAGAAAUAAAAGUGCAUUAUCAAAA